Molecule: messenger RNA, 2315 nt
Organism: Macaca mulatta (Rhesus monkey)
Lineage: Eukaryota; Metazoa; Chordata; Mammalia; Primates; Cercopithecidae
Source: RefSeq, a predicted model, not a curated record
CCUGCACACUCCUCCACACCCUGGCUCUGUCACCAGUCCUAUUGUGAUGUCAUAAGCUCCCAGGUGCCCAGUGCGCACCCAGCCACAGAGAAGUGGGUGACUUAGGAGUAUCCUCUCCACUUCUGACCCCUAGUUUCGUCCGCGCACAACUUGCUCAAAAUGGGCAACUCGCUAAGCAUAUUUUGUUCCUGGUUCCGCCGCAGGUCCCGGCGAGGCCGUCGGCAACGUGCUCGUCUAAACGUAUUUUGUUCCUGGUUCCAGCGCAGGUUCUGGCCACACCAUUGGCAUCGUGCUCGUCUUGUCUGUGAGGCCUUCCCAGCUGGCUGGGCUCACCCUGCGGCUCCUGCACCUAUGCCUGCCCCUGGAACCCUGGGCUGUUCCCGAUUCCUCUUCUACCCUCAGCGACAUCCUGGGCCUUCUUUUCCAGCCAGGUGGGACGGCGCCCCUACGAGGCUGUGUCUUCUCCCUCAGAACAGAGGCACCCCACGGAGGGUCCCGCCUCCUGUGGUCUGGAGCCCCCCCUCAAGGAAGAAACCCGUGCUGUCUGCUCGCAACUCCAUGAUGUUCGGACACCCCAGCACCGUGAGGAUCCCUCCUCUCAGAUGCAAGUUUAACCUCCAACUGCCUUCAUUAGAUGAGCAGGUGAUCCCAGCCAGGCUCCCGAAGACAGAAGAAGAGCCCGAAGAACCAAUGGAAGUGGAUCAGGUAGAGACCCAGGGGCAGGAGGAUGAGAAAAGGGGCCCCCGUAGCAAUGAGGAAGCAGCUUCCACCUCUAGGCCCCUGGAGACUCAGGGAAACCUCACUUCCUCCUGGUGCAGUCCCAGGCCCUUGGAGGGAAAUGUCCAUCUCAAGAGCUUGACAAAAAAGAACCAGAGUGACAAGGCCCAGGUGCAUGCAGUGAGUUUCUACUCCAAGGGCCAUGGAGUCUCCAGCUCACACAGCCCUGCUGGAGGCAUCCUUCCCUUUGGGAAGCCUGACCCAGCUCCAACAGUGCUCCCUGCCCCAGUUCCAACAGUGCUCCCUGCCCGAGUUCCAGCAGUGCUCCCUGCCCGAGUUCCAGCAGUGCUCCCUGCCCCAGUUCCGGGCUGCUCCCUGUGGCCAAAGAAGGCGGCCUUGAAGGUGCUAGGUAAAGACCACCUGCCCAGCUCUCCAGCGUUGCUUAUGCGGGGGAAGGACAUGCAGCGCAAAGAUCCUCCAGCUCUAGGAUCAAGUAGCUCUUCUCCACUCAGAGCUGCCGGCCACGAGUCCCGCAAAAGAAAGCUGUCAAGGUCACCGCUGCCGCUGCCACCGACCCCUCCCCUGCAACUGAGGUGGGAUAGAGACGAGCUGCCCCCACCCGCUAAGCUUCCCUGCCUGUCUCCUGAGGCACUGUUAGAGCUGGGUCAGGCUUCCCAAAGGGAAGGACGCCUCCAGCUGGGCAACAUGGAUAAGAACAUGGGGGUGUUAAGUAGAACAUCAAAAUCCAGGAGACGAAAACAGCCCCUUGGGAGGAGAAAGAAGAUACGGCAGCGCAGGCGCCGUGGCUCACGCCUGUAGUCCAGCACUCUGGGAGGCCGAGGCGGUGGAUCAGGAGGUCAAGAGAUCAAGACCUGAGGAGCAUCUCUGCCUGGUCCCUGUACCAUCUGGGAAGUAAGGAGCGCCUCUGCCCGGCCGCCUCACAGUCUGGGAAGUGAGGAGGGCCUCUGCCUGGCCACUGCUGGGUCUGGGAGGUGAGGAGCGGCUCUGCCCAGCGCCACCCCCACACCCCACUGUAUGGGAAGUCAGGAGGGUCUCUGCUUGGCCGUCUGACAAUCUGGGAGGUGAGGAGCACCUCUGCCUGGCCACCAACUUGUCUGGGAGGUGAGGAGCGGCUCUGCCCAGCGCCACCCCCCGACCCCACUGUAUGGGAAGUGAGGAGCACCUCUGCCUGGCCACCAACUUGUCUGGGAGGUGAGGAGCGGCUCUGCCCAGCGCCACCCCCCGACCCCACUGUAUGGGAAGUCAGGAGGGUCUCUGCUUGGCGACCUCACAAUCUGGGAGGUGAGGAGCACCUCUGCCUGGCCAUCAACUCGUCUGGGAGGUGAGGAGCACCUCUGCCCAGCGCCACCCCCCCCACCCCACUGUAUGGGAAGUGAGGAGGGUCUCUGCCUGGCCACCAACCCGUCUGGGAGGUGAGGAGCGGCUCUGCCCACCCACACCACCGUCUGGGAAGUAGGGAGCCUCUCUGCCCCUGCUGCUGUGCAACCCUCCAAGUGUGAAGUGACAUCCUUGUGUGUGAUAUUUCUGCCUUCCCCAAGUUUGCAUUUUCGACAUUAAAGUUUACAUUUAUUUAUUUA